Molecule: messenger RNA, 7109 nt
Organism: Lucilia sericata (common green bottle fly)
Lineage: Eukaryota; Metazoa; Arthropoda; Insecta; Diptera; Calliphoridae
Product: myb-like protein P
Exons: 3
Coding region: 358-6393 (2011 amino acids)
Source: RefSeq, a predicted model, not a curated record
ACGAGGAUGAAGGUACUGAUGUCCAAGAUGAACAUGAUGAUGCCCUACUCAAUGAGGAGGUCGAUGAGGAAGAUGAAGCUAAUGCCUAUACAUUUUUGCCUAGCCCAAGUAAGAAAUCGGAAAAGGAAAUAUUUGCCAAGCAAAUACGACCAAUGGGACCUUAUCCCACUUAUAAUAAUAUGCAAGCUAAUGAUAAAGUAGUAUUUUCCCAAGCUCUAACACGUUAUCAACAGCAUCAACAGGAUAAACAUUAUUAUUCCGAUAGUUCGGAAGCAAAGACUCCCAAAAAAACAAAAGAAGCGAGUACAAUUCAAUACCAGUCCCUUAGGACCCACCGUUCCUAGUUCCACACAUAAAAUGCCUCUCAAACCAGCUAUACAGCAACAAAAAUACAAAGCCUCCGAUGCUUCAGAAUAUUUUCAUUUACGUGACUUUGAUUGUUCUUCAUAUGCCGGCAGCGUAGCCGGCUCCUCCACAUCCAAUUCAACGUCUUCAUCUAUAAAACAUCAGGAACAGCAAGAAUCAACAAAUCAAAAAUGUAUAAAUAAACAAGAAAUUUUAAAAUAUACAACUAAUAACGUAAAAGAUCACAAUAAUAAGUGUUCAAAUUUCGAUAAAAAUUUGUCAGUUUUUAAUCAAAAAUCAUUGAAUAUGAAUUUAAAACAGAAAACCAUAAAAAAUGUUAAGAUAAAUUUGAAAAAACUUAGAUUUAAUAACGAUAUUUCAUUAACCAAUUUUAAAAGUAACUUUAGUAAGGAACAAUUACACCCACCACACACACAACAAAGCACAACACUAAUUAUAAGUAAUACUAAGAAUAAUGAUAACUUUACCACUUAUAAACGCACUGAGACUUGUCAAUUGAAAUGUAAUCCUAUUUCCACAAUCACUAAACAAAGUGAUGAUGAUAUGAUUUUUAAGAAACCUUUGCCGGUAACCAAAAAAGUGUUAAAAUCAUCACCCAAACCCUUAAGGAUACAUAAAGUUGUUUCUCUAAGGAGGCAACAACAACAACAACAUCCUUAUAAUGUUAAGCCUAGAGAAGUAAAAAAGAGUGAAACUCCACAGUUAGUAAAUGAUGUAUUGAAGGUUUGCAUAAAGCAAGAAAAUGUCGACGAUAAUAGGGCUUUAGAAAAACCUUUAGCGGUUGAAAAUGUUAAUGAUAACAAAACACAAUUGGCUUCAACGGAAGAUGAUGUUGAAAUGGAUGAUUUGUCUAAAAUAAGUAAAUUACUUACGGAGAAAAUCAAUAGUCUAACAUGUGAUAAAACUGAAAAGUCUAAAGAGCUGAAAGGGACCAAUGAUUUGCUAAUUUCCCAGGAAUUGUCUAAGGAAAGUUUGGAUAAAGAAAAGGAAAGUGUUACUCCAAAGGAUUCAGAAGCAAAAGAAAUUUUAGUUGAUGAAAAUAUAACAAAACCAAAUAAACAAUUGGUGGAUGAAAGCAACACCAAUUUGUCAGAGGAUAAUGCCGCAUGUGAUGAACUAAAUCCUAUUAUAUUGGAGGAAAAAGAGAUUAGAGAGCAACAAAAUAAUACAGAAAAUGUAAACGAAAGCUUAGAAACCAAAGAAGCAACUUUAAAUCUGGACGAGGAUAAAAAUACUUCAAAUUCAAAAGCAGAACAAGAGGAAGAUGUUGUGAAAGAUACGGCAGAAGAACAGCCGAAGGAAACUGAACAGGAAACAGAAGACAAUUUGCAAACUAGUAGUAUGGAAGCCGAAGAAAAACCUAUCAGUGAAACAAUAACGAAAGAUGGUGACACUAACGAUACAACGGCAACACAGGAAUCAAAAAUUCUUAAUGAAGAGCAACAGAGUACCGCCAUGGAAUCCACAGAAACCUCCGAAGAAGAGGAUAGAACAGAAACUGCCAAACUGGUGACCAAUUUUUGUGCGGAAUUUUUGGCUGGUUUACAAAAUGAACCUUUACCUCAUGCUUUAAGUGAAACGGCCGGAGAAGAGGAAACAGGACACGGCGAUUCAAAGAAUGAUAAUGAUUUUGAGUUUGAAAAUAAUUGCUCUACGCCCAUUUCCAUGUGUCAUAUUGAUUUAGAUGUUAUGACAGAGAAUACCUCGGAACAGCCAGCAAGCAUGCCGUUAACACAGUUGGACGCAGAAGCUUGUGAAGCUGCUAAACUUUUAGAGGAUUUUAAUAAUAAAACUGAAGAUAUAGUGGAUAAUGCUUUAAAUAAAAAAGCACUCGACAGCAACGAAUCAAUUGGAAACUCUGUUAAACAGGAUGUUAAGGAGGCGGAUAUGGACAAGCAACCACUUAAAAGAUUAAGAGAAAAAGAUGAAGAACACGAAGACGAAUUGUUAAUUGAAACCAAGAAAACUAAAUGUAAGGAGACAGAUGAAGAUAGUUCAAACUCUUCUAAAGAGAAUGUAACAGCUUCCAGUAAUAUCGAAGAGUCCGAACACAUGGAAGAAGAUACAAAAAUUGAAGUUAAGGAAACUAAAAUCAAUAGCAAAGAUAACAAAGAUUCCAACAUAACCACCAGCAAUAGUAUCAAUGAGUUAAAGUUAACAUCUUCAAAAACUCUUAAGAAACAUAAGAAUAAUUCCAGCCACCCAGAGCUAACUAAAGAGAAGAAAUUGAAAAGAUCUAACAAGUCCACGAAAGUUCAAGAAAAAUGUCCCAACUUCCCAAAAUCUGAAAACGUUAAAGAAGAAGAUACAGAAGAAAAAUCUAACAAUGAAAAUACCCCAAAUGAAAAUCUAGAAACUAACACUGAACCAUUGUCACAGGAGCAUUCCCCGAAAGAAGAGGAAACGAGAACUCAACAAGUAGAAGCUUCUUUAAAUGAAAAUCAGCACAUGACCUUAGAAUUGGGCAAUUGGAAUAAGGGGGACAUGGAAAAUGAAACCAAAACUAAUGACUCUGAUAGCCAAGGAGUUUCAGCUAUAUUUUCCUUUCCAAAAAUCCCCAUUAUAUCUAUAUCGAUAUGUACUACACCAAAUAAUAAAACCUAUUUCAAAAUAUCAAAUCGUGAAAAUGAAAAACAAAUGAAAGAGGGAAAUAAUAAAUCCAAGAAAUCAAAAUCGACACAACAAGACUUGGAAGCAGAAACCAAAAAUGAAGAGAAAGUUGUAAGCACAAGUUUGGAAACGCAGGAAAUUGUUAAAAACCUGGAGGAAAGUAAUGAUAAUGCUGAAACCUUUAAUGAGGACGAAGAGGAGGAAGUUGAGGAGAAAGAUGACGAAGAAGAAGAAGAGGACGAUGAGGAGGAAGAAGAGGAGGAAGCUGAUAACAUGGAAAUUGAAAAAUUUAACCAUGACUCCAAUUCAGCCUGUUCUUUGCCCUUGAAAAAGAGACCCACACAAGCUGAACACAAUGAGGAAACAGAGGAUACUCAACUUACUUUGGCUACAACAUAUGAACAGCCACAAGAAAUAGCAGCCGAAGUAGUUAUAGAAGACACAGAUAAAGACAAGGAAACAUUAAUAGAGGUUAACCCGCCUGAAAUAAAGGAAAACUUAGAGCAAGAGCUGCAGCAAGAAGAUAACAAAACUGUUGAAAACGAAAAUCACUCCAGCGAAGCAACAUUUAGUUUAACUGCCCCCGAUUAUGAUGAUAAUAAACCAUCUACAAGUGCUAAUUGUUUAAGAAAAUUAACCGAUCCUUCCUCACCUUUCAAAAGACGUGUUCAUAUGCCGGUAAGAGCCGUAGGACAGCCUCCUAUACAAAUAGUGGCACCACAACUAAAAGAUAACCCUCAACCUUGUCUAGCGCCCGAAAAUCGGCCAAUGGACUCUCAACAACUGCCAACAGUAACACGUAUGCAGACCCAAACAACACAACCUUUGCCGGAAUCUUAUCCCGCCACUCCUAUGUUAAGUGUAGCUAAUGUGGAGAAGUUAAUGGAUCUCAAUCGUUUCAUUGAAGAUCUUUUAGCUUCACCCGAUGUCAUGACCAUUAUAGACAAUGCCAAUGCUUGUGGUUAUUAUGCCGAAGGUCAAGCUUACGAAAUGGAACGUAUAGCCAUAUUAGAACAUUACAAUAUAGCCAAUGCUAAGGGCAAUACAUCGGUCACCAAACCUUUGUAUUGGAAGAAAAGUGCAGGAGAUACCAUAUCCAUUUUCAAUGAUAAUGACAAUGAAUGGAUUGCUUUGCCACCUUCCACCGCCAAGCAAUUGCUUAAGUUAUCUUUUGUUCUGUCCAUUUUACAGCAACAGUAUAAAGUAAGUGAUGUACGCCAGCGCAUUAAUAUAGCGCUUACUUUCCUCAUACAAACCUCUUAUACCUCGAAAUUCAAAAACAACUCUAAAGCAGCCAAUUCUUUGCAACAACGUAUGCAAUUAUAUUCUAGAAGCAUAUCCGAAGCCACCAACAGUGGUCAUAACAUUUCACAACCUUUGCCUUCUGCCUCAUAUUUUCGUAUUGCCACCAAUAAUGAGGCUUUAAAUACAAAUUUCAAUGUCACACACAAUAUGGAUGCAGUGCAAGAUUUUCAACCCACAAAUUACUCUAAUAAUGCACCACAAAAUGAAAUAUCCUUAAACCAGGAGCCUGUAGUGAACGCCAAUCAAAAUUGGAAUAAUUUAAUUUCAUCUGUAACAAACACAGGACAGGUUGUUGAACAAAACAAUAAUAAUAACACUAACAGUCCCCAAAGACUGACAGAAGUUGAACAACAACAGCAACAAGUUCAAGAUAAACGCAACUCCUCCUGGGAUGAGUUAAACAAUGAUCAGCUUUAUAUCAAUCCUCCUUGUGCUACCAGUCCUCAAAAUGAAGUUAUUGUUAAUACCAAUGGUGUGCAGCUACACGAAAUGCCACAAAAUUUCCAAGAUCAACAGAAUAUUUUCAUUUCCAUAACCGAUGAAUCGGCUAACGAUAAUGGUGCUCUACACAAAUAUAAUACCAGGCAACAACAUCAAAUACAGCAGCAGCAGCAGCAGCAACACCUUAGAGCAAUAGGUGAUGAGGAACCCUCCUCCUCUUCUACUCAGCAAUUCUAUGCUAAGCGGCCUUGUUUAUCUAAUAAUAAUGCAACUGCUAAUCUAAUGCAAAAUAAUUUUUCCCGCAACAACGUUAUCAAUACUUUUGGGAAUCAAGAAAUCAAUUUACAAAAUCCUUAUCGCUUGCAACAAAAUCAGCAACAACAGCCAACAUCUUUAACAGUAACCAAUCAACAUUUAAAUGUUACCACCAGUCCCAGUUCCAAUUUUUCAGCGCAACGUAAUAUAACACCACAAAAUUUAGGACACAAUUUACCCAUAAAUAUCUAUAAUAAUAAUAGAAAUACAAACAAUCCCCUAGCACCACAACAACAACGUAUGAAUACUAGAUAUAACAACUCAUUUAAUGCUGCAACUACAGCGGCAACAACUCAACAACAAACUGCUAACAAAAAUUCUGAAUCAAAUUAUAAAGAAAUUUUACAACCCUAUAUAACCUAUUUGAUUAAGGAUCAUGAAAAGACCUCUAAACAUUUAUUGCAAGUUUUCGAAGAAGUUUCUAAUUCCCAUAGCAAUAUAGCAGAGAAAAAUAACAACAGCAAUAGUUUAAAUCAAUCGUCUCAAUUUAAUAGUUUAUUGCCUCCUUUAAUACGUAAUCCUCAACAGAAUCAUAUGCCGGGUUUACAUCAAUUACCCAGUAGUAGUGGCAGUGUAUUGCCCUCUUUAAUAAGAAAUCCUCAUCAGACCACAAUGCCUCAUAGAGAUUCGGGUGCAUUACAAGUGGUACAAUCAUUCCUCGAACAAACCCAAACCGAAUAUGAUAAUGCGCAACAAGCAAAGACAUCGGCAACAAUUUCCUCAUCUCCUACACUACCUGGUUUUGCUAAGGAAUAUGUUAAUUUUGUAGGCACUAGAGAUGAGAUAGUGCAAAAGCAUAAAUUGUCACAACAUUUGCCACAGCAAUUGCAGAAAAACCAUACUCAGCAGCAGGAGCAAUUGCAACAGGAUCCUCAACGCCUGAAUAGUGUUAAACGCAAAUGUCAGGAAAGAAAUGAUAGGUUAGCAGAAGAUUUAAAACGUAAAAUGAUGGAAUUUUCCUUACUCAAACAUAAUGUCCAAACAAAGCUAAUGGAAAAACAACAAGGUGAACUCAAAAAAGACGCCAACACCAACUCAAAUAUCAAACGUCGUGGUAGACCUAAAAAGAAUUUACUUACAACAGAAACUACAUCGUCUGCUUCUUCUACAGCAUCCUUGUGUAAUAGCGAUUCUAGUUGUGAAGCCUCAAGUCCUACAACAUCCAAGCAGAAGAAAGCAAAACAAACCUCUGCCCGGGUAACAAGACGUCAACAGAAUAAUAAUGAUUUAAACAAUACAAACACUACCACCAGCACAACCACCACCACUAUAGAUCAUGCCUACUUUAGGCAACGCACUGCAGCACGAGAAGCUGUCAAACGUAUAAAUGCCACUGUUAAUAAUAAUUUUCAAUAGAUUCACAGGAGAAUUGUUUAAAAAUCGAGAACUACUUUAGAAAACCUUUGGGCAAAAAGCAAAAUUAUAAUAGAUCUCAAUAUUUUUCCAAACCAAAAUCUUUAGAACUAAGGCAACUAAGUCUAGGAACUACUUAUAAGCUUCCUAUAUAAAAUGUUUGCAAUAUAAAAACAUUCUAAUCUAUCCAACAUAAGUCCACUAAAUCCAGCUCAAGGACAUAAAAAAGAAUCAAACAAAUGCACUCUUUUAUGAAUCUAGCAAAUGUAGCAAGUCUUGUAAAAGUACUACAGUUCGACUCUAUUUACAAAACUUGAUCUAAUUUGCAGAACUUAAUGUUAUGACAAAUUGUACUCAUUUUCGGGUUGUGGAAAACUUUAAACUUAGAGAUCUCUCUUUAACUAUUGAUUUACAUUGCAGAUCUUGUAAAUAUGCAAGACUUAAAACUUUAUAAUAUAAACUAGACCGAAAUUUGAUUUAAAUAAUUUUUCAGAAAUUAAAAAAAAAAAAAUAGGAAGACCUAAGACAAUAACUGUGCGAUACUCUGGUUUGCAAUAUAGUAUCUUGUAAAUAUGCAAGACCUGAAAAUAUAAUCGAGAUUGAGCUCGGGACUAAAAUUUAUGAAAAAAUAAAGAAUUUCUAAAAAAUAAAUAGAAAAUUAGCAAAAAUUUCAAACACCAAAUGUCAGACCUUGUAAAUUUGCAAGAACUAAAAGAUAU